This is a messenger RNA of Bathycoccus prasinos, 1164 nucleotides long. RefSeq lists its product with no specific name. Gene Ontology annotation, cellular component: proteasome regulatory particle, lid subcomplex; nucleus; cytoplasm. The record is from RefSeq and is a predicted model, not a curated record. Gene Ontology annotation, molecular function: proteasome binding; endopeptidase activator activity; ubiquitin binding. The transcript has a single exon. Bases 1 to 1164 code for a protein of 387 amino acids. Gene Ontology annotation, biological process: ubiquitin-dependent protein catabolic process. Lineage: Eukaryota; Viridiplantae; Chlorophyta; Mamiellophyceae; Mamiellales; Bathycoccaceae.
AUGGAAGCGUUGCCAAAUUUCUUCGGCAACGCGGGAGGCCAACAGUCCGCGGAAGAGACCGGGAUGGACGUGGACGGGGAAGAAGUCUUGUGCGUCAUUCGAUGCGGACGAUUACAUAAAGUUGAAAACAAAAUGAAACCAGACCCGACGAAAGGGAAGUUACGCGUCGUUCGAGGGAUCGAUUCUUUAACUCGAUUACAAUACGGGGAGAGAAACCCGUCGACGCCUUUUGAACCGAGCGAGGAUAUCAUCAUAUUUCCGCAAGAGUGUUUGAGCAAAAUGAUGAAACAACCAAACUGUUUCGCGUUGAAGUUCAUCGAGGACUCGUCGAGAGAUAUGUACUUUUGGUUCCAAGAGAAAGGGGAAGAGGAUGUGAAGAAAGAGUUGUUGCAGAAACUGAACGAGAUGUUGAACCAAACGGAACCGACGCACGGUGGAGGAAUGGGAGGAGGAGGUCAUCAACCGAUGGAUGAGCCAGACUUUGAACAACAGUUGCGAGAUGCCAUUGCGGCGUCGCAAAUGCCGCCAGAUACUCCCGUAAGCGAACAGCAAGAAAACGGAGAACAAGAACAACAAACAGGACAACAGAAAGAAGGUGAUGAGAAGAAUGACGCAGAGAUGGAUAUGGAGACGCCAUUCGUGGGAGCUUCGAACACGGCGCCGAAAGCGCCGCAAAAGGAGAAAGACGCGACUACUCUUCCAGGCGGUGUAGGAACGAGCGCAACUGCGUCUGAAAUGGCCGCCGCGAUGGCUGCCACUAUGUCUGGAAUUCGAGUUCCAGCUUUUGGAGAGAUGACUCCGCUCCAACAACAACAACAACAGCAACAGAAUGGUGGCAGUUUAAGAGAUGUUUUAAAGCCGGAGAUUGUUGGCCCAAUAUUGAGAAACAAGGAAGUGCGCGACCGUUUGUUGGUGCAUUUGCCGGAAGAGCACAGAGAAACGGCUGACUUAGAAGAGUUGAUUCAAACGCCGCAGUUUAGAUCGCAAUUGGAACGAUUUUCGGAGGCGUUGCAAACUGGACAGAUGGAUUUGGGUCAGUUUGGAUUGAAAGCGGAGACAAACUCGCCGAUUGCAGACUUGCGCACGUUCUUAAAGGCUAUUCAAGAGCAAGUGAAAGAGAAAGAAAGCGAGGGUAAAAGUGGCGGCGCUGAUGCGAUGGAGUAA